Branchiostoma belcheri (Belcher's lancelet) is the source of this 651-nucleotide messenger RNA. RefSeq lists its product as uncharacterized. The transcript has a single exon. Bases 63 to 617 code for a protein of 184 amino acids. The record is from RefSeq and is a predicted model, not a curated record. Lineage: Eukaryota; Metazoa; Chordata; Leptocardii; Amphioxiformes; Branchiostomatidae.
UUCUUCUUUGCUAUUGACUUGCUACCAGCGCAGACUGUUGCGAGCCAGCCAACAAAGGUAAUAUGUGUGGACAGGUUUUUGUGCCGUUCCUUUGCCGGAGCGCCCGACAGGUUUUCUACCACGUUAACCCUCCCUUGCACGCGGCAGGGGUCUCGCCUUUUCUCGGCAUUGUUACGGGCCUACCCCGUGCCUUCCUCACACGCUACAAAGCACACCGCACGGACACAGACCCUUUGAUGACAGCAUUUUCAGCUCUUUUGCUUUGUGCGAAGUUUGAGUUCGAAGCUGGCACCGCCACUGUUCCAAGAUGCUGUGAAAUCGAUCCUACAGCCUUCCUCCCCAUGGGGCUUUUCACGUCUGCUAGCCUCGCCUCGCUUCUUCCCAAAGCACGAUUACAUGGUCCUCCUGUUCCGUCCAAAUUCCCGCGGCUCGCGCGUACCUUUCGCGUUCUCUCCCUGACAACGCGCCGUUGCCGUGCUCGGGGCACCGCUGUGCGGCAAAAUCAGACCGCUUCCUCCAGCCUUCCCAACCCCGCCACUAUUCGUCAUCUCACCCGGGCCCAGACGAGCCAACUUUUCAUCCUUCCCAAACACCCAGACUUAUCAUUAUGUAAGUAAGACUCCAGCUACAACAGCAUCAACAGAGUUGGCG